AUGUUGGCUACGGGGCCAGUUACAGUGGUGGAGGAAGGCGCGGCGCCCUGCGCUCAGUGCGGCGUGAGCUUCCAGAGCGAGUACGCGCGCGCCAGGCACACCGCGCUCGCCGCGCGCCCCUGCCAGCUCACCAGGGCAUGCGCGCUGUGCGGAGAAAACUUUAAAGAUGAUCCCGCGCUGCAGGAACAUGUUAGAGAGAGACACCAAGAUCGGCAGACGCAGUGCCAGGAGUGUGACAUGACGUUCGCGAGCGAGGCAUCCCGCAGCGUGCACUACGAGCGAGUCCAUCUCAAGGUGAAAGUGCGCCGCUGCCUGCCGAAGACUGGGCGCAAGUACGACCGCUACGGGGACCACUUCAUGUGUGAGAUGUGUGGCAAGAAGUGCCAGAACAACAUCGCCCUGAAGUACCACAUCCGCUCACACACGGGGGAGAAACCCCACGCCUGCCCCCAUUGCCCGAAGCACUACUCCACGCCCGUCGCGCUGCAGGUACACUUCACUUUGUACAUCGCCCUGAAGUGCCACAUCCGCUCACACACGGGGGAGAUGCCGCACGCCUGCCCCCACUGUCCGAAGCACUACUCCACGCCCGUCGCGCUGCAGUGCCACAUCCGCUCACACACGGGGGAGAUGCCCCACGCCUGCCCGCACUGCCCCAAGCACUACUCCACGCCCGUCGCGCUGCAGGUACACUUCACUUGA
Cydia amplana is the source of this 702-nucleotide messenger RNA. RefSeq names its product oocyte zinc finger protein XlCOF6-like. Bases 1 to 702 code for a protein of 233 amino acids. Lineage: Eukaryota; Metazoa; Arthropoda; Insecta; Lepidoptera; Tortricidae. The transcript has 7 exons. The record is from RefSeq and is a predicted model, not a curated record.